Messenger RNA from Lates calcarifer (barramundi perch), 2220 nucleotides. RefSeq names its product ATPase H+ transporting V1 subunit C1b (gene atp6v1c1b). Lineage: Eukaryota; Metazoa; Chordata; Actinopteri; Centropomidae. Gene Ontology annotation, cellular component: vacuolar proton-transporting V-type ATPase, V1 domain; lysosomal membrane. Gene Ontology annotation, biological process: proton transmembrane transport. The record is from RefSeq and is a predicted model, not a curated record. Gene Ontology annotation, molecular function: proton-transporting ATPase activity, rotational mechanism.
CGCAGACGCAAUACGACUCCCCUGGUCAGCUGACUGUGAGUGAGAUGCUGUGUUGAAGGACCUCUGAGGCGAAUACCUGCUAAUAACUGCGGUAUGCAUGGCAAGCUGCGAUUACUUUACUGAAUUACACCGUGUGGACCAAACUCUGAAGCCGCUAAACACAUCGUGACUUCCUUGCAUCAGAGGCCCAGUGGACAAACUUCCUGCCAGCAGCCAUGACAGAAUUCUGGUUGAUCUCCGCUCCGGGGGAGAAGACAUGCCAGCAGACCUGGGACAAGAUGAUGGCCGCCACUUCGCGCACCAACAAUCUCUCGACCAACAACAAGUUCAACAUCCCUGACCUCAAGGUCGGAACAUUAGACGUCUUAGUGGGUCUGUCGGAUGAGCUGGCUAAACUGGACACUUUUGUGGAAAGCGUGGUGAAGAAGGUCGCUCAGUACAUGGCUGAUGUUCUGGAGGACAGCCGAGACAAAGUCCAGGAGAAUCUACUGGCCAAUGGAGUUGACCUGGUCACUUAUAUCACCAGAUUUCAGUGGGACAUGGCGAAGUAUCCAAUCAAACAGUCCCUGAAAAACAUCUCUGAGAUCAUCUCCAAGCAAGCAACUCAGAUAGACAACGACCUGAAGGCCAGAGCUUCAGCCUACAACAAUCUGAAGGGAAAUCUACAGAAUCUGGAGAGGAAGAAUGCGGGGAGCUUGUUGACCAGGAGUCUGGCUGACAUAGUGAAGAAAGAGGACUUUGUACUGGACUCAGAGUACCUGAUUACCAUGCUGGUAGUCGUCCCGAAGACAAGCUACGCUGACUGGCAGAAGACGUAUGAAACACUGGCAGAGAUGGUCGUACCACGCUCUACUAAGCUGCUAUUUGAAGACAACGACAGUGGUCUGUUCAGUGUCACUCUCUUCAGGAAGGCUGUGGAUGACUUCAAGCACAAGGCCAGGGAAAACAAGUUUACAGUGCGUGAUUUCCAGUACAAUGAGGAGGAGAUGAAGGCAGACAAGGAAGAGAUGACUCGUUUGUCCACUGACAAGAAGAAACAGUUUGGGCCUUUGGUACGAUGGCUGAAAGUGAAUUUCAGUGAAGCCUUCAUCGCGUGGAUUCACAUAAAGGCUCUGCGCGUGUUUGUGGAGUCAGUAUUGAGAUACGGGCUGCCAGUCAACUUCCAGGCCAUGCUGCUUCAGCCCAACAAGAAGAACAUGAAGAAGCUGAGAGAGGUGCUGUACGACCUGUACAAACACCUGGACAGCAGUGCUGCGAUCAUCGAUGCCUCUAUGGACAUCCCAGGUCUGAAUCUGAGCCAGCAGGAGUACUACCCCUACGUUUACUACAAGAUUGACUGCAACCUGCUGGACUUCAAAGUCUAGACACAUCGCCAUCAUUGUCAUCAUCAUCAUCAUCAUCAUCCUGCAGUAUCAUGUUCUGAUGUGACUUGUUCACAUCCUCAAGCUUUAAUUUAUUUCCACACCCUCUCUGUUUUUUCCUCUUAUCUCACUUUUUGUGUUCUCAUCCUCUUUUUUUCUCCUCUCAUGUUCCUGCCACAUUCCUGGGUGUAAGCAGAAUAAGUUGUUAGAAAUCAGAGUACUGAUGAUUGGUGACAGUAAGUAAGGUCAGAUAGAUUCAAGAGGUAAACUGGUCUCCAAUCGUAACCUCUGUUCUAAUAUACUUGAAUAUGGCUCCGCUCUGCUGUUGUCACUUCCUCUUUGUACCAUGCUGUGAACAGCUUCAGCUUACACCCAACUAAACAGCUGACAUUCCCUCAUGGCAUCAAAAGGACAUGUAAAAUACUGCAUUUUUAUUGUUGUUUUUUCCCCCCUUCUUUUAUUUAAAGUAACACAAACAGUACAAAUAUGGGGAGAAAAAUAAAUGUAUGUUAAAUAUAGUAUUUAUUUAAAGACUCUAAAAUCAGUGAAUGUGUUUCUGUUCAGUUUUUGAAGGUGACGUGUUUUUAGCUCCAUGUAAGGGUAAAUGUCUGUUUACAAGUAGAUGUUGACCAUGGUUUCUCCCUCUCGAGCUGUAAUCCUGUGAAAUACUGGAACUGGUCAUUUUUACAGUUUAAAGAAGCAAUAGGUUUGCUGCUUGUAUGCUCCUUCGGUUUCUGUAUAUGAAGCAUUUUAAGAAUAAUUAUGAUAGGUCUGUGCAAAUACUGUACUGUCAGUAUAACUGAAAAUUGAACCACAUAUUUAAAAUAAAUGUGAAAAUAAAUACUCUAUGUGAAAGAUA